Pelagomonas calceolata is the source of this 1587-nucleotide messenger RNA. Lineage: Eukaryota; Pelagophyceae; Pelagomonadales; Pelagomonadaceae. The record is from the annotation of a GenBank genome assembly.
AGCAGUGGGCAGCUCUGUCGGUGCAGCACUUCCGAGUGCGCGAACGAGUAGGACCGGGCGGACGGGACUUCAGCUCAGCAAGCCUUGGCCAAUCGUGUCGCUUCCUCCGCGUCCUCGGGCAGCCUUGGCGUUUGCGGGCCUCGAUUCGAUAGCUGGAGGUGCGGGUUUUAUCGGCGGCGGUCGACAUCGUCCCAGAAAGAUCUCUGAGAGUACGCAGCGACGUCGUGGGUCAUUGUUCGAGCGGUGAGAGCCCGGCUUUUCACGUUAGUCUGCGGCCGACUUUGAGAGCCCAAAAAGCACCCUCACAGCGGUCUGAGCCACACAUAGACAAGGGGAGCGACGCAACAGACCGGCGGAACCUCAGGGACGCGGGCCCCGCCUCGCGCGGUUCGCGCAAACGCCGGCGCGGCCUCGACAGGCCUAAGCUUUGGGAUAAAAAAGCAAGCGCGCGACGCGGCGCGCCGGCCCCCGAGGCGACUGAAAAGCGCCGCGCGGGACCAGUAAGCCGCCGGCAAGAAAAAAAAGAUGACGGACAACUCCUGGUUCGGCCCCGCGUCGCAAGCGUCGCAGCAAUGUAGCCAGGACCUCCACACCAUGUUCCCGCUCCUCCCGCCGAGCUCGGCCUUCUACGAGAACUCGCAGGACGAGUACCCCGCGGACGGGCCGCACAACGUCUCGAGCCGGACCAUGACGGCGCGCACGGUCACGAUGUCGCAGCCGCCGCCCGCGGCGCCGCCGCCGCGGCCGGAGCCCCGGAGGCCGCCGGAGGCCUCCCAGGGCGACACGGCGCCCGUCGUCGACGACGAGCAGCCGACGCCCGUCUGCUACGCGUGCCGCAUCCUCGCGCGGCGCGUCGUCGACGAGGCGACGGGCACCCAGAUGUUCGCGCCGCGCGGCGCGCAGUCGCGCGACACCGCGCCGCCGCGCCUGUUGUGGCGGUGCCCGCGGUGCGAGAAGACGCUCCGCGGCUGCGCGUACCGCUGCGGCGCCUGCUACACGAACGACCAGGGCUGCCGGCGCCACGAGGCCAAGUGCCUGCGGAACCCGAACCGCCAGACCGCCGCGCCCGCGCCGACGCAGCGGCCCGCGGUCCCGGCGCGGGCGACGCGCGACGCGCCGCCGGCGGAGGCGGUUCCGGAGGACGCGUCGGAGGACCCGGAGCUCUGCGGCGCCUUCACGCGGCUCUGGCGCCAGGACAACCCCCUGCGCUUCGACCGGAGCGCGUGGCGCGUCGUCGUCGCGCGGGACGGGACGUGGUCGCUCGAGCCGCGCACCGAGGCCGCCGCGGCGACCGUGCGGCCGCGGCCGCGCGCGGACGCCGGCGCCGUCAUCCUCGAGCCGCCGCCGCCGCCGCGGCGGCCCGCGCCCAUCGUCGUCGAGUUCGGCCUCCGGCGCGACGCGUCGACGAUCACGGACGAGCUGAGCCGGCCGCGCUGGGACUACGACUCGGACGAGACGCACCUGUCCGUGGCGCCCCCGCCGGCGCCCGCCGCCGAGGCCUUCGCGCCGCCGGACGAGGCGUUCGCGCCGCCGCCGGACGACGACGCCGAAAUACUGGCGCCGCCGGCGGGCGACGACGACGACGAC